AUGCGGCGAGAUACUACAGCGGAGGAUGAUCCGAAGGCGCAGAGCACGUCGGCAGACGCCAAUGCCGAUGCGGCUCUCGCUAAAAUGGGCUACAAGAGCGAACUGCCUCGAAAUCUGAGCAUGUUGAGCGUUUUAGGACUGUCGUUUGCAAUUAUCGCUGCACCAUACGGGUUGAGCACGACACUCUAUAUCACAUUAACCGACGGUCAAUCUGUGACAAUUAUUUGGGGAUGGGUCCUCGUAACCAUGAUUUCAAUUGCCAUCGCUGCGUCUUUGGCUGAAAUUUGUUCAGUGUAUCCCACCGCGGGCGGCGUAUACUAUUGGAGUGCCAUGCUGUCAACGAGAGAAUGGGCACCAAUGAUGUCCUUUAUUGACGGCUGGUUGACGCUCGUCGGAAACUGGACCGUGACGUUGAGCAUCAAUUUCGGCGGUGCACAGUUGAUCCUGAGCGCUAUAACAUUGUGGAACGAGGACUAUGUGCCGAAUGAAUGGCAAACGAUCCUUACCUUUUGGGCACUGAUGCUCGUAUGCGCGUUAGUAAACAUAUUCGGCUCUCGGUUCUUGGAUCUCAUCAACAAAAUCUGCAUAUAUUGGACGGGCACAAGUGUUAUCAUCAUCAUGGUAACCUUGUUGACGAUGGCAGAUACGCGAAGAAGCGCAAAGUUCGUCUUCACCCACUACGAUGCUUCCGCUAGUGGCUGGCCUUCGGGAUGGGCGUUCUUUGUUGGUUUGCUCCAACCAGCCUAUACUCUGACCGGCUAUGGAAUGGUAGCAGCCAUGUGUGAAGAGACCCAGAAUCCUCACCGCGAAGUUCCCAAGGCAAUUGUUCUUUCCGUCGUCGCGGCCGGGAUAACGGGUUUGGCAUACCUGAUCACCAUCCUUUUCGUCCUUCCGCCAGUGGAAAUCCUUCGUGCCGUGGCAAGCGGGCAACCGAUUGGCCUCCUGUUUAAAAUUGUCACCGGAUCUGCCUCCGGUGGCUUCGGCAUGCUUUUCUUGAUUUUCGGAAUUCAGAUUUUUGCCGGGAUCGGAGCACUAACGGCAGCUAGUCGAUGCACGUAUGCGUUUGCGCGCGAUGGCGCUAUCCCUGCCUCGAGAAUCUGGCGAAAAGUGAAUCAUAGGCUUGAUGUCCCUUUGAUGGGCAUCGUGCUGUCAACGCUUGUCGAUUGCCUGUUGGGAUUGAUCUAUUUCGGAUCGUCAGCGGCUUUUAAUUCGUUCACUGGCGUGGCAACCAUUUGUCUAUCGACUUCAUACGGCCUACCCAUCCUGAUCUCCGUUGUUCGUCGACGAAAAAUGGUGAAGGACGCCUCGUUUUCGCUGGGCAGAUUUGGAUACGCUAUUAACAUUGCGACAGUCCUGUGGAUCUGCUUGGCUAUUGCCCUGUUUUGUAUGCCGGUCUCACUUCCGGUUACACCGUCAACCAUGAACUAUGCCAGCGUUGUGUUUGCGGGCUUUGCAGCAAUCAGCGUCAUAUGGUAUUUUGUGCGCGCGCGCAAGGUAUUCAAGGGCCCGCCGGUGAUAUUGGACGAUGCUGCGCAGAGUGAUGCCGGUGUCUACUCUGUGAAAGGCACGAGUCAUCUCGAAGGGGGCCUGUCAGAGAAGCGUGCCACAGACAUAAAGGCAGAAUAG
Uncinocarpus reesii 1704 is the source of this 1626-nucleotide messenger RNA. RefSeq lists its product as uncharacterized. Gene Ontology annotation, biological process: transmembrane transport. The record is from RefSeq and is a predicted model, not a curated record. Lineage: Eukaryota; Fungi; Ascomycota; Eurotiomycetes; Onygenales; Onygenaceae. The transcript has 3 exons. Gene Ontology annotation, cellular component: membrane. Bases 1 to 1626 code for a protein of 541 amino acids. Gene Ontology annotation, molecular function: transmembrane transporter activity.